AAUGUAUGCUUACCGUUCACACUUAACAUGCAAUGCAAUUUGUGUCAACAAUACAGGAAGUUGAGGGUAGCAGUGAAAAGGAAGCUAAAACUCUGCUUCCUUCAAAAGAGAAACAUAGGCAACUAAAAGUGUUCAGCUGUGUGCUCUGCUAAAACCCCCAAGACUGCAAAGUACAUGGAUUCUUGAAUCACCAGAAGCCAUGUCAGGCAGAAGAUCCAAGAAGAACCAGAGACUUGGUUCAUCUCGACGAGGUCCUAAAGGUCUUAAAAAUAUUGAGCAAGAUAAAGAUGAUGAUGAUGAUGGGCUUCAGCAGAUUGCAGAGAGUGGUGAUGGACAAAAUGAAUUUCACACCACCACUGAUUACCAUUCAGCCCAGUUUAAUCAUCCACCAAGUCAACAAACCUCUGUGUUAGAAUGUCCUCCACAUGCAAGCAGUCAAAAGGAUUCACUUAUGCAGACUGAACUGCCAGAACGGAAAAGAAAAAUGGGAUCAACUCGCAAGAGUCCUGGUGGGUUUAAAGUUGAGAGAAAGCUUGAUGAGGUGAGGAGCACUGAAGAGUUAGAUGAAUAUUUGACUCAACCAAACACAUCAGCCACUAAAGAACAACAUUCAUCUCUCACAGAAGACGAACAAUCAAGGUCAUCAAGUUUUCCUUCUAAUUUAUCCCUUCAGACUGAAAGUUCUGGGUUGGUAGGGGAGCCUCAGGCAACUUUUGUGGUUGUGGUUCCAGAAAAUGAAGAAAAAGAUGCAAUACACCAUCAAGAAAUAACCUCUCAUUCUUAUGAGGUAGUAAAUGAUAUGCCUAUAGACAAGACAGUGGGGGGAUCUGUCCAUUUUAGUGCUGAUACAGUAGGUGAAAGUGAUUUGUUGCGGGAGGAUUCAGUCAUGUUUAAUGAACUAAAGGCAUUGAGUCACCAAGAAACCCCUUUAGCCAGCACCUCUGGACAAAAAAGAAGGAUGGGAUCAACCCGCAGGCCUCUCGGAGGGAAAAACUGUGAAAAUGUAGGUGUGCAAGAACAUUCGAGAAGCAUGACAGAGAAUGAAAGAAAAGCAGAAGUCAUAGAUGAAGCAAAGUUUAGCACGUCAGAAGAGAUGGCGCAAAUGUGGGAUGGUGUGGCAAGAGAUGAUCCAUCAUCCCACACAGAAUCAUCUUUGGUUUCAAAUCCAUCUCUAUUGGCUGAGCUAAAAGAGCCUGAUGCUUCAGCUGGAACUGAAACUAUGAAUCAAUCAGUUGUUUUUCCCCUUGUUGAUCCAGAAAAGCCCCUACCUGAAACAUCUAGCCACCAUGGUACUCCAUUACUCAACAAGGGAUUGGAUUUUAAGUUUGGUUCAUACACUGAGGAUUUUGAUGUUCUAAACAAAGUUUUGGAAGAAGCAGGAAGUCAUUUUAGUGAUAACAACCAACAUGUGCCUGAUACAAGAAAAGAUACAAACACAUCUCACGACUGCAGAGAUGUAAACACAGUAGAAGCCAAGGAGGAGGUUCUAAAGCAGAAAGAGGAACCAUCUAGAAACAAUAAAACAAGUAGUUUAUCACCAAGACAGGAUGCUCAAUUAGAGGAACUUGUAUUAAAUUGUGAGGAAUCUCCUUCACUAAGCCAACAUAAUAACUUCGAUUGUUCAACUGCUCAACUCAAAGAGGGAGGAAAUCAAGGUGUGCCUGCAUCUAAUAUUAGCCAUGCUGAACCCACAGCAACCAGUUCACCACAUGAGAUGAGUGAUGCUGUUAAAGAAAGCCAAGAGAUUUAUAUGGAAAAGAAACAUGAACAUAAUGUUUGUAAAGUUGUUUCAAUAACAUGUGAUACUCUGACUGAUUUAGAGUGUGUUGAUGAAGAUGAAAGAGGAUCUGAAACUGACAAUGGAUUUAAAAUGACAGACCAGAGUGAUGCAAGAGAUCACAGUGUAACAAAAAUAAUAAUGGAAGUAAGAGAUAAUAAAGAAGACGCAGGAACAAGCACUGAGACAGUAUGGAUUUCACAUCAGGAACCAUGUGAAGUUUCAACUGAAAAAGAGGAGUUACAUAGAGAACAAGAAUACUCAUCAACUAUAUCUCAAACACAAAGUGGUCCAUCACAAGAUAAUGCUGGGAAGAUGCUAGAAAAUGAGGAGGCUAGAGAAGACAAAGGAGACACUGAGAAUACUGUAAUUUAUGAUGUGACCUCAAAGUCAGAGGAAAUGCUUAGUUUUGAAGACUCAGCAACAAAGACAGGAUCUCAUGCACACCAACAACAGUUUAUGCAAUCUCCUGAAAAAGAAGGUUAUGAUUUAAGUGAAAGUGGGUUUGAAGAAAGUGAAAAAGAAGGAAUAUUUUUCAGUCCAGAAUCAGAGAAUAUGGCUUUUGACAGAAGUGAUGGAAGAAGUGAAGAAACAAAAGGAAUUGAGGGGAUGGAUGCAACAGUCCUUAUAUUAGAUGUGGAAAAACCUCUAACCAGUGUUAACACAGCAUGUAAUGAUAGAUCAGAUUUUCAAACAGAAAAUACAGAGCAAAACAGAGUAUUAACAGAAGAGCAAAAUUAUACAUCCCCUGAUUCAAACCUGGAAGCAUUUCAAGUAUCCGAUAACGUUUCUACUGUGAUUGAUUCCAGUCUCCUUUUGGAGACAGACACCAUUGUUGAGGAAAGUUAUUUUAGCUCUGUCGUUCCUGAAGAUUCUCAAGAUUCUUACAAGCUCACAAUCUUUCAUUCAGAGACCCAGGGAAAUGAAGGAGAUGCUGAAAUAGUGUCAGUAGGGGGAGACAAAGACUUAGAAAUUCAAACACAGAACAAAGCUUUUUACUCAUCAACCAGUGAAGCUGCAGGAACAAAAGAGAACAUCCAUGAUGUUAGUGUUUUAGUUAGAGAAUUUGACAUUAAUGAAGAUACAGUAACAGUGGAGAGUAACAGGACUACUGAAUCAGAUUUUCUUCAAACUUCUGAUGACGCACUGAAAUUAUCUGAAAAUCCUGAGAAUGAGGUUUUAAGUGACAUCAUCUUCGUUUCUGAAUGUUCUCAGAGAGAGGAGGUACAUGCAAAAUUGAGUCCAGUUAUAAAGAGAAAAAUGGGCUCAACUCGAAGACCUCUCAGAGGAGAUUCAGGGCAAAGAAAGGGAAGAGAAUAUCUUGAUGAAAAUGAGACAUUUGACAGUGAAAGUAUGAUCAAUGUAGAGAAAGAAACAUUCAGUUUGGAGGAUGAACCCAGUCCAGAUGAAUCUUCAUUACAAAUCUCAAAAGAUGGAGCUAAAGAACAGAAGGUGGAAAUAUGUGAGAAGAAUGAUGUUGGUCCUGUUGAAGGGUCUGAAUCUGAUCUCAUGCAGUCAUCAUUUAGUUUAGAUUUAGUGUCUGAAGAAUCCACUGCAGUAACUGUCUGUCACAUCACAGAAUCACAAACCCUCACAAAAAUUAAUGAAGAGUCCCAGAAAAAUACUGGAGAUGCUGAAAGAGUGCCAGCAGAGGGAGACGCAGAAUCACACUCAGAAAUUCAAACAGAAAACAAAAUGAGCGACAUAACAUCUGAAGCAGAAAGAACAGAAGAAAACAUCUGUGAAGCAACAGUUUUAGUCAAAGAAGUCCAGUUUAUUGUAGAUACAGUUACAGUGGAGAGUAAUAUGACUACUGAGUCUGAAUUGCUUCAAAAUGAUACUUUCACUGAUGCAAAACUGGAAGCAUUGAAAGCAUCUGAAAAUACUGAGAAUGUUUCUUCUGUGACUGAUACUGGUCUUGUUGUGCAUGAUGCCACUGAAGCAUCAAGAGAGACAGACACAAUUCCUGAUCAAAGUGACACCAACGUCUUUCCUGAAGAUUCACACAGAGAGGAGGAACACUCAAAAUCGAGUCCAAUUGUUCACAAGCGAAAAAUGGGCUCAACUCGAAGACCUCUCAAAGGGAAUAAAGGAAAGGAAAGAAAAUAUCAUGAUGAAAAUGAGACACUUGACAGUGAAGCUAUGAUCAAUGUAGAGAAAGAAACAUUCAGUUUGGUGUAUGAACCCAGUCCAGGUGAAUCUACGUUGCAAAUCUCAAAAGAUGAAGCUAAAGAACAGGAAGUGGAAAUAUGUGAGAAGAAUGAUGUUGGUCCUGUUGAAGGGUCUGAAUCUGCUCUCAUGCAGUCAUCAUUUAGUUUAGAUUUAGUGUCUGAAGAAUCCACUGCAGUAACUGUCUGUCACAUCACAGAAUCACAAACCCUCACAAAAAUUAAUGAAGAGUCCCAGGAAAAUACUGGAGAUGCUGAAAGAGUGCCAGCAGAGGGAGACACACAAUCACGCCCAGAAAUUCAAACAGAAAACAAAAUGAGCGACUUAACAACAUCUGAGGCAGAAAGAACAGAAGAAAACAUCUGUGAAGCAACAGUUUUAGUCGGAGAAGUCCAGUUUAUUGUAGAUACAGUUACAGUGGAGAGUAAAAUGACUAUUGAGUCUGAAUUGCUUCAAAAUGAUACUUUCACUGAUGCAAAACUGGAAGCAUUGAAAGCAUCUGAAAAUACUGAGAAUGUUUCUUCUGUGACUGAUACUGGUCUUGUUGUGCAUGAUGCCACUGAAGCAUCAAGAGAGACAGACACAAUUCCUGAUCAAAGUGACACCAACAUCUUUCCUGAAGAUUCACACAGAGAGGAGGCACACUCAAAAUCGAGUCCAAUUGUUCACAAGCGAAAAAUGGGUUCAACUCGAAGGCCUCUCAAAGGGAAUAAAGGAAAGGAAAGAAAAUAUCAUGAUGAAAAUGAGACACUUGACAGUGAGAGUAUGAUAAAUGUAGAGAAAGAAACAUUCAGUUUGGAGGAUCAACCCAGUCCAGAUGAAUCUUCAUUACAAAUCUCAAAAGAUGGAGCUAAAGAACAGGAGGUGGAAAUAUGUGAGAAGAUUGAUGUUGGUCCUGCUGAAGGGUCUGAAUCUGAUCUCAUGCAGUCAUCAUUUAGUUUAGAUUUAGUGUCUGAAGAAUCCACUGCAGUAACUGUCUGUCACAUCACAGAAUCACAAACCCUCACAAAAAUUAAUGAAGAGUCCCAGGAAAAUACUGGAGAUGCUGAAAGAGUGCCAGCAGAGGGAGACACAGAAUCACACUCAGAAAUUCAAACAGAAAACAAAAUGAGCGACUUAACAUCUGAAGCAGAAAGAACAGAAGAAAACAUCUGUGAAGCUACAGUUUUAGUCAAAGAAGUCCAGUUUAUUGUAGAUACAGUUACAGUGGAGAGUAAUAUGACUACUGAGUCUGAAUUGCUUCAAAAUGAUACUUUCACUGAUGCAAAACUGGAAGCAUUGAAAGCAUCUGAAAAUACUGAGAAUGUUUCUUCUGUGACUGAUACUGGUCUUGUUGUGCAUGAUGCCACUGAAGCAUCAAGAGAGACAGACACAAUUCCUGAUCAAAGUGACACCAACAUCUUUCCUGAAGAUUCACACAGAGAGGAGGCACACUCAAAAUCGAGUCCAAUUGUUCACAAGCGAAAAAUGGGUUCAACUCGAAGGCCUCUCAAAGGGAAUAAAGGAAAGGAAAGAAAAUAUCAUGAUGAAAAUGAGACACUUGACAGUGAGAGUAUGAUAAAUGUAGAGAAAGAAACAUUCAGUUUGGAGGAUCAACCCAGUCCAGAUGAAUCUUCAUUACAAAUCUCAAAAGAUGGAGCUAAAGAACAGGAGGUGGAAAUAUGUGAGAAGAUUGAUGUUGGUCCUGCUGAAGGGUCUGAAUCUGAUCUCAUGCAGUCAUCAUUUAGUUUAGAUUUAGUGUCUGAAGAAUCCACUGCAGUAACUGUCUGUCACAUCACAGAAUCACAAACCCUCACAAAAAUUAAUGAAGAGUCCCAGGAAAAUACUGGAGAUGCUGAAAGAGUGCCAGCAGAGGGAGACACAGAAUCACACCCAGAAAUUCAAACAGAAAACAAAAUGAGCGACUUAACAUCUGAAGCAGAAAGAACAGAAGAAAACAUCUGUGAAGCUACAGUUUUAGUCAAAGAAGUCCAGUUUAUUGUAGAUACAGUUACAGUGGAGAGUAAUAUGACUACUGAGUCUGAAUUGCUUCAAAAUGAUACUUUCACUGAUGCAAAACUGGAAGCAUUGAAAGCAUCUGAAAAUACUGAGAAUGUUUCUUCUGUGACUGAUACUGGUCUUGUUGUGCAUGAUGCCACUGAAGCAUCAAGAGAGACAGAUGCAAUUCCUGAUCAAAGUGACACCAACAUCUUUCCUGAAGAUUCACACAGAGAGGAGGCACACUCAAAAUCGAGUCCAAUUGUUUACAAGCGAAAAAUGGGUUCAACUCGAAGGCCUCUCAAAGGGAAUAAAGGAAAGGAAAGAAAAUAUCAUGAUGAAAAUGAGACACUUGACAGUGAAGCUAUGAUCAAUGUAGAGAAAGAAACAUUCAGUUUGGUGUAUGAACCCAGUCCAGGUGAAUCUACGUUGCAAAUCUCAAAAGAUGAAGCUAAAGAACAGGAGGUGGAAAUAUGCGAGAAGAAUGAUGUUGGUCCUGCUGAAGGGUCUGAAUCUGCUCUCAUGCAGUCAUCAUUUAGUUUAGAUUUAGUGUCUGAAGAAUCCACUGCAGUAACUGUCUGUCACAUCACAGAAUCACAAACCCUCACAAAAAUUAAUGAAGAGUCCCAGGAAAAUAUUGGAGAUGCUGAAAGAGUGCCAGCAGAGGGAGACACAGAAUCACACUCAGAAAUUCAAACAGAAAACAAAAUGAGUGACUUAACAACAUCUGAAGCAGAAAGAACAGAAGAGGUCUCUCAUGAUGCUACUGUUUCAGUGAGAGAAGAUGACAGUAUUGGAAAUAAAGAUACAGUGGAGAGUGAUAUGACUUCUGUGUCAGUUUUUCUUCAAAGUUCUCCUGAUUUAAAUGUGGAAGCAUUGAAAGUGUCUAAAAAUGCUGAGAAAGAAGUUUCAGGAGAAACAGAAACAAUUCUCAAGAAAAGUGACAUCAACACCAUUCAUGAAGAUUCUCACAGAGAGGAGGCACACUCAAAAUCGAGUCCAGUUGUUCACAAGCGAAAAAUGGGCUCUACACGAAGACCUCUCAGAGGAGAUACAGGGCAAAGAAAAAGAAGAGAAUAUCAUGAUGAAAAUGAGACACAUGAUAGUGAAAGUAUGAUUAAUGUAGAGAAAGAAACAUUCAGUUUGGUGUAUGAACCCAGUCCAGGUGAAUCUACGUUGCAAAUCUCAAAAGAUGAAGCUAAAGAACAGAAGGUGGAAAUAUGUGAGAAGAAUGAUGUUGGUCCUGUUGAAGGGUCUGAAUCUGAUCUCAUGCAGUCAUCAUUUAGUUUAGAUUUAGUGUCUGAAGAAUCCACUGCAGUAACUGUCUGUCACAUCACAGAAUCACAAACCCUCACAAAAAUUAAUGAAGAGUCCCAGGAAAAUACUGGAGAUGCUGAAAGAGUGCCAGCAGAGGGAGACGCAGAAUCACACUCAGAAAUUCAAACAGAAAACAAAAUGAGCGACAUAACAACAUCUGAAGCAGAAAGAACAGAAGAAAACAUCUGUGAAGCAACAGUUUUAGUCAGAGAAGUCCAGUUUAUUGUAGAUACAGUUACAGUGGAGAGUAAUAUGACUACUGAGUCUGAAUUGCUUCAAAAUGAUACUUUCACUGAUGCAAAACUGGAAGCAUUGAAAGCAUCUGAAAAUACUGAGAAUGUUUCUUCUGUGACUGAUACUGGUCUUGUUGUGCAUGAUGCCACUGAAGCAUCAAGAGAGACAGAUACAAUUUCUGAUCAAAGUGACACCAACAUCUUUCCUGAAGAUUCACACAGAGAGGAGGAACACUCAAAAUCGAGUCCAAUUGUUCACAAGCGAAAAAUGGGUUCAACUCGAAGGCCUCUCAAAGGGAAUAAAGGAAAGGAAAGAAAAUAUCAUGAUGAAAAUGAGACGCUUGACAGUGAAGCUAUGAUCAAUGUGGAGAAAGAAACAUUCAGUUUGGUGUAUGAACCCAGUCCAGAUGAAAUUACAUCACAAAGGUCAAAAGAUGAAGCUAAAGAACAGGAGGAAAUAUGUGAGAAGAUUGAUGUUGGUCCUGCUGAAGGGUCUGAAUCUGCUCUCAUGCAGUCAUCAUUUAGUUUAGAUUUAGUGUCUGAAGAAUCCACUGCAGUAACUGUCUGUCACAUCACAGAAUCACAGACCCUCACAAAAAUUAAUGAAGAGUCCCAGGAAAAUACUGGAGAUGCUGAAAGAGUGCCAGCAGAGGGAGACACACAAUCACACUCAGAAAUUGAAACAGAAAACAAAAUGAGUGACUUAACAUCUGAAGCAGAAAGAACAGAAGAGAUCUCUCAUGAUGCUAGUGUUUCAGUGAGAGAAGAUGACAGUAUUGGAAAUAAAGAUACAGUGGAGAGUGAUAUGACUUCUGAGUCAGUUUUUCUUCAAAGUUCUCCUGAUUUAAAUGUGGAAGCAUUGAAAGUGUCUAAAAAUGCAGAUAAAGAAGUUUCAGGAGAAACAGAAACAAUUCUCAAGCAAAGUGACAUCAACACCAUUCAUGAAGAUUCUCACAGAGAGGAGGCACACUCAAAAUCGAGUCCAGUUGUUCACAAGCGAAAAAUGGGCUCAACUCGAAGACCUCUCAGUGGGAACAAAGGACAAAGAAAAGUGAGAGUAGAAGUGUCAGGACAAGAAGACACAGAAACGCUCUCAGAAAUUCAAGACCAAUUUAAUGUAUUUGAUCACAAUGUGACACAAGAAAUUAUGAAAAUAAGAGACGAUGAAGAUGAGGAGAGAAUGACCACAAAGCCAGUGGGUAUGUCAGUGCAGCUAUGUGAUGAUUUAAAACAAGAGCAAAGAUCAGAUGUAUCUCAAACACAAACUGGUCCAUCACAAGAUGAUACUGGCUCACAUUUAUUAGAGGUCCCAGAGAGAGCUGAAGAUUUUGUUAGCGACAGCCUUACAAGUCAUUCUGAUCUUGUCUUGUCUCUUAUGGAGGAGACUCAAAUUCAUGUGUCAUCUGAGGAUGUCAUGAGUGACACUUUUGUACCUUCAACAGAGGUAGUUGAAAUGCAUUCAGUCUCCAACAGAUCUUUGCAGAAGAGAAAAAUGGGGUCAACUCGGAAGAGAGGGAAGAGGAUGGUAAAUGAAGAGGAGGUUGAGGAAGAGAAAGAGGGAGAAGCUGAAAAUACAACAAUUGAUGAUGGGACCACAAAGUCUGAGGAGAAAUUGACUCUUGAAGAAGCCAUUACAGGAUCUCCUGUACAUCAGCAAGUGUUUAGUUCAUCUGCUGGUAAAGAAGGCCUUGACAUUCAGGAAGUGGCUAGUAAAUCAGAUGUGCAGACAGAAAACUCAGAAGAAAUUGAUCAAAACCAAGCUGCUGAGAUGGCUUCAGACCUUCCUUUGGGAGAUGUUGAGACAUACUCAGUUCCUGAACAAAGUGAAAUCAUAAGCAUCAUUUCUGAAGAGUCUCAAAGAAAAGAUGUACAAUCAAACACGAUUCCAGUUGUUCAAAAACGAAAAAUGGGGUCAACACGCAAGACACUCAGAGGGAACAAAGGGCAGAGAAGAGAAGAAGAAUCCAAAAAGAUGUAUGGAGAGAGUAAAGGAAUGACAAAGGAGCAGGAUACAGACCCACAUUUAGCAACCAGUGAAGGAGAAAAUAAAUUGGAUGAAGACGUUGAACAAAACUUUCCUGUUGAAUUUUCUCAUCAAGCAGCUAUUUCGAACAUGUUUUCUGAAUCAGAAGAUGCAGUGAAGGAAGUUUCUCUCAAUAUCCAUGACCCAUCUGAUGUGAGUGAGGAAAAGGGCAUAGAGAAUACUGAAAAUGACAGUAAUAGUCUGAAUGAGGCAAUCGAUCUCUAUGAGGGGACAACGGACAAGUUUGUCUUGACAGUCAGUCGCGAAGAUGUUCAUCAUUACCUUGAUCAGCAUGUUCAUGGAGCAUCAGAGCCUGAACAAACUGAAACCAUGUGCCAUGCUAUUCCCACACAAGAACUAAAAAUCACUCAAGAUGAUGUUGUUCAUGAAAACAGCUCUCAAAAAAUACCUUCCACCCAUGAAAAGAAGCGAAAGAUGGGCUCCACCCGAAGAAAACCUCGAGAAAACAUGGGUGACCAGGAAGAUAUACUUGAUAUGGCAAUGGAUAGAGAAACUAAAAAAGCAGAGGAUGAUUUGGAUGAUAUGCCUUUAGCAUCAAGCAUUAGUCAGCCCAAGGAGAUGUCCUCAGAAGCUGUGAGCACCACAGAUUUUGAAUCUGAAAUGUUAGUUGGUGCAACUGAUUUAAAAGAAGGUGAAAAUUAUCAGAAUAAUUCUGACCACAGUGAACCAACUGGACCUGAAACACCUGAAAAUACUCUUCAAAUAUGUGAAAAUCAGUUAGUAAAUGUUGAUGUUACCAAACAUCUACAGCCAGAGACUGUUACAAUUGAGAAAAGAAGGAAGAUGGGCUCGACUCGGAAGAAUCUCAGAGAAGGAAGAAUACGGGGGAAGAGAGAUGCAUAUGAGGACAUGGAAACUGCAGACACACAUCUGCAGAUAUCUCAGGACUCUGAAAUGAGCUUAGUAGGAAAAGCUGUAGGAGAACAAACAAUUCAAGAUUACUCUAAUCAGUCAGAGGAUUCACUUCUUAGUGAGAUAGAGAGAGCUUUAAAUAAGACUUCUCAAAGUUCAUCGAAUUAUGAAUUGAUUGUCAAUCAGCCAAACUCAGGUGACUUAGCGAAUAUUCCUGAUCUCAAUAAGCUAGAAAACCUUGAAAUCAAAUCAAAACCAUCACAGAGCUCCAAAACUCACAGUGAACCCAACUCACCAGAAAGACGAAGAAGAAAAAUGGGUUCAACUCGCAAGAAUCCCAGACAGCAGAUCAAAGCAGAAAGGGAGAAUGAAGAUAAAGAGGAUGGGGAGAUAGAAGAGAACUUAGAGACAAAUAAGCAAGAAAUAAAGGACCUUGAAAGAGUUGAGGUGUCUGGAGUGCAUAAUAUCCCUGAAAAUAAGCUAAAUAAAGAGUAUCUUGAUGUCCCCAGUGCACACACAAGUGGCGGUCAGCUCGAAGAAAGCGGCAACCCUGUUGUCCAAGAAAGGACGUCCCCUUCAACUAAAAGGAAGUUUGGGUCCAGACGCACUAAUAAAGGCAAACAAGGCCUUGGUAGGCUGGAUGCUUCUGACAUGAGGAAUGAAUUAGAGGAUGGAGUUCAUAAACCAAACAUCUCUGAGGUCGAGGACAAUCUGCACAGUGAUUUAACAGUUUGUGAUCCGUAUCUCGGCUUACAACCAGGGAAUCAACCAAUUUCCCAACCGAUUUCUGAGCAGAGCAAUAUGGAAGCCAGAAAUGAAGAAACUGUUCCAAAAGGCACUGGUGCUGGUCUUGUUUCCUUGGACCAAGCCAUAAAGCACGACAGAAGUACUGGAACGAGGCAGACGAUAAAUUUAAACAGGAAUAGUGAAGUACAGUUUAAUGUGGUCAUGGUGGGAAACAGCUGUGUGGGGAAGACGUCCUUUGUAAGACGCUUCCAUGAAGGGCAGUUCACUGAGGAUUUCCGCUCCACUAUUGGUGUUGAUACCUGUGUACAGACUGUUUUGCUCCCUGAAAGAACUGUUAAACUGCAGAUAUGGGAUACAGCAGGUCAAGAGAGGUUUCACAGCAUCACCACACAAGUGUUCCACAAGGCUGAUGGGCUUCUGCUCAUGUAUGAAAUCACAUGUUCAAAGAGUUUUAUUUCUGUACGAGACUGGAUCUCUCAAGCUCGGGAAAGGGCUCCCGAUGAUGCCAUCAUGAUAUUGCUCGGAAACAAGAACGAUUCUGCUGAACGUGAAGUCCAGAUUCAGGAAGGGGUGGAUCUGGCCAGAGAGUAUGACAUACUUUUCAUGGAGUGCAGUGCUGCAACUGGGGCUAAUGUGUCAGAAUCCAUGAGGACUCUUGCAGAGCUGUUAGUGCAGCGCAAGACACGGAAAGAGGAACACACAAAAUUAAGAAGAGAACCACCACCGAAGAAAUCUGGUUGCUGUUAAAAACACACUCCCACACACAGAGCUGCACUACCAUUCAAAAGUUCUUUGGUCAGUACAUUUAAAAAAAAAAAGAAAUUAAUACUUUUAUUCAACAGUGAUCCUGAAAAUAUAUCACAGCUCCCAGAGACAUUUUAAUAAGAACUACCAUUUUAAACAUUAAUAAUUGAGAAAUGUUUCUUGAGCACCAAAUCAGCAUAUUAGAAUGAUUUCUGAAGGAUCAUGUGACACUGAAGACUGGAGUAAUGAUUGUUGAAAAUGUAGCUUUGCCAUCACAGAAAUAAAUUACACUUCAAAAUUAUAUGUUAAAAUCUUACUGAUCCCAAACUUUUGAAGGUAGUGUAACUCUUCGCAAAAAGCAAAGGCAAAAUAUAAGCUGCUUAUAUAUCGUUGCUUAAGGGAAAUAUAAUUUCAGUGUUUUAUAAAUAUGUACAAAGCACAAUAACGGUUUCAUUUUUUUAAUCACAAAUAAUAAUGUAACUUUACAUAUAUUUAAUAUCUAAGUCCAACUGUAAGUGCUGAGUGGAAGUAAACAUGAAUACAAACAAAUAAAAAAAUUAUACUCUUA
This is a messenger RNA of Megalobrama amblycephala (Wuchang bream), 12428 nucleotides long. It is a transcript of the gene rab44, whose product is annotated as RAB44, member RAS oncogene family. Lineage: Eukaryota; Metazoa; Chordata; Actinopteri; Cypriniformes; Xenocyprididae. Gene Ontology annotation, molecular function: GTPase activity; GTP binding. Bases 200 to 11863 code for a protein of 3887 amino acids. The record is from RefSeq and is a predicted model, not a curated record. Gene Ontology annotation, biological process: protein secretion; protein localization to plasma membrane; cellular response to insulin stimulus. Gene Ontology annotation, cellular component: trans-Golgi network transport vesicle; plasma membrane; endosome. The transcript is spliced from 10 exons.